UUGAAUUUAUAAUUAUACUUACCCACUGUUAUCCUGACCUUAUAUGGCAACAAGACAAAAAUAAAAUGAGUAUAUUUCACUUUGCUAUUAAAUAUCGACAAGAGAGUGUGUUCAAUCUAAUAUAUGAAAUAGGUGCUAGCAAGGAUAGCCUUGCAUCCUAUGCUACUGAAAAUUGCAAAGAGAACAUGUUGCAUUUAGCUGGAAAAUUAGCUCCUCCAGAUCGACGAAAUAUUGUAUCAGGAGCAGCCCUUCAAAUGCAACGAGAGUUGUUGUGGUUUAAGGAGAUAGAAAAGAUUGUGCCGCACACAUACGUGAACAGAGAGAAUUCAAAACACCAAACACCUAAGGAAAUUUUUACAAAGCAACAUAAAAAUUUGCAGAAAGAAGGUGAAAAAUGGAUGAAAGAUACAGCAAACUAUUGCAUGCUUGUGACAACAUUGAUUGCCACUGUGAUUUUUGCUGCAGCCUUCACUGUACCAGGUGGCCAUAAUCAAGAUACAGGAACUCCUAUUCUUUUGAGAAGUAACUGGCUUAUUGUAUUCUUCAUAUCAGAUGCAAUAGCACUGUGUUCCUCUUUGACUUCAACAAUAAUUUUCUUGUCAAUUCUCACGUCUCGUUACACAGAAGAUGAUUUCUUAAAGUCAUUACCUACAAAGUUGAUGUUGGGACUUGCCACACUCUUCAUUUCCAUGGCGGGCAUGAUGGUAGCCUUCAGUGCAACUUUCUUUUUGGUGUAUACAAGCACAAGGGCAUGGGCUCCGACUGUUGUAGUUGCUUCAGCUAGUAUCCCAAUUACGUCAUUUGUUUUGUUACAUCUUAAACUUUGGGUUGAUAUAUUCCUCUCAACAUACAAGUCUAGAUUUCUUUUUCAGCCAUAUAAACAUAGACUUUUUUUAGAGAAAGAUGCAGAUUGAGGAAUUGAUCAACAGAUUGGAAGGGAAUUAGGUUGUCGGAGGUUCACUAGACUUUGUACAAGGAAGGCCAAGGAAAGAAUGGAUCACAAAUAAUUAUUUGGAUUGGAUUGGAUUAUGUAUUGGAUUGGAUUGGAUUGGAUUUGAUUAUGUAUUGGAUUGGAUUAUGUAUUGGAUUGGA
Messenger RNA from Corylus avellana, 1092 nucleotides. Lineage: Eukaryota; Viridiplantae; Streptophyta; Magnoliopsida; Fagales; Betulaceae. The record is from RefSeq and is a predicted model, not a curated record.